UGCCUGAGCCCACGGAAGCGGCCGGACCAGGGAUGGCGCCGCCGGCGGGCGGCGCGGCGGCUGCCUCGGACCCGGGCUCGGCCACGGUGCUCUUGGCCGUGCACGCCGCGGUGAGGCCCCUGGGCGCGGGACCGGACGCCGAGGAGCAGCUGCGGAGACUGCAGCUGAGCGCGGACCCCGAGCGGCCCGGGCGCUUCCGGCUGGAGCUGCUGGGCGCUGGGCCCGCGGCGGUCAGUCUGGAGUGGCCCUUGGAGUCAGUCUCCUACACCGUCAGAAGCCCCAGCCAACACGAGCUGCAGCCUCCACCGGGAGGGCCUGGAACCCUCAGCCUGCACUUCCCCAACCCUCAGGAGGCUCAGCAGUGGGCAGCCCUGGUCCGAGGUGCCACUGUGGAGGGACAGAAUGGCAUUGACAGCGUGCCUCCAGCCCUGGGCCCAGAAAUGUGCCCUGUGUCCCCACCCAGCCCCCCUGAAGUGCCCACACCCAAGGCCCCCCAACCAAAGAUGGAUCCUUCCUGGAGUCCUGGAGACUUGGUGGAGAAAGAAGAGCUAGCAGGGCACCUGGCCCAGGCCAUCGAGGGUGGAGAUGAGAAGGGGGCAGCCCAAGCAGCUGCCAUCCUGGCCCAACAUCAUGUGGCCCUCAGUGUCCAGCUCCAGGAAGCCUGCUUCCCUCCCGGCCCCAUCAGGCUACAGGUCGCAGUUGAAGAUGCUGCAUCCUCUGCCCAUGUCUCGCUGCAGGUCCACCCUCACUGCACCAUAGCGGCCCUCAAAGAGCAGGUGUUCUCGGAGUUCGGCUUCCCGCCGGCUGUGCAGCGCUGGGUCAUCGGGCGGUGCCUGUGUGCGCCUGAGUGCAGCCUUGCCUCCUAUGGGGCACGGCGGGAUGGGGACUCUGCUUUCCUCUACCUGCUCUCUGCCCCUCGAGAAGCCCCAGGACGAAGCCCUCGGCAAACCCAGAAGAUGGACGGGGUACCAGGCUGCCUGUUUCCUCCGGUGUCGAGGCUGCUUCAAGCCCCCCAGCCAGCCAGCUCCGGCCUCCCCAGCCCCCUUCAGACCGGCUGGACCUGCCCUUCCUGCACCUUCAUCAAUGCCUCAGCUCGACCAGGCUGUGAGAUGUGUAGCACCCAGAGACCCUGUGCUUGGGAUCCCACUCCCCUAGCCUCCACCGAGCAGCCACCAAAGGUACCUGAGACAGAGCUACAGAAAGGAUGGGGACAGGGUGGCACAACAAGCAGAAUGUUUUCUUCUACCCCCAGGUCACAAGGAGAGAGGAUGGCCCUUCCCUCCCAGGCCCCAGGUUCCUCGAUCCCCUUCCGAACCUCUCAGGGGAUCUCUGCUGACUGCUCACUGGGGACAGAGCCAGGGGUGGGGGAGGGGCCACGAGCCAGAGUCAUUAAAGACACUUCUGAGCCUGCUGAGUGUCCCGUCACUGUGCUUUUGUGCACACAGGGCUGCCGGGAGAUGGAAAAGUAGGAUACAGCCUCUCCA
Messenger RNA from Manis javanica (Malayan pangolin), 1484 nucleotides. RefSeq names its product SHANK associated RH domain interactor (gene SHARPIN). The record is from RefSeq and is a predicted model, not a curated record. NCBI's taxonomy places the organism in Eukaryota, Metazoa, Chordata, Mammalia, Pholidota, Manidae. Gene Ontology annotation, cellular component: LUBAC complex. Gene Ontology annotation, biological process: proteasome-mediated ubiquitin-dependent protein catabolic process; positive regulation of canonical NF-kappaB signal transduction; protein linear polyubiquitination. Gene Ontology annotation, molecular function: ubiquitin binding; ubiquitin-protein transferase activity.